Messenger RNA from Cuscuta campestris, 1004 nucleotides. The record is from the annotation of a GenBank genome assembly. Lineage: Eukaryota; Viridiplantae; Streptophyta; Magnoliopsida; Solanales; Convolvulaceae.
CCUUAAUACUCCAUCCUCCGUUGCAUUCUCUUUCGCAGAAAGAGUCGAUUGGGAAUUGAGAUGGAUGUGAGAGGCGAGAAAGAGUCGAAGAUGGAUGAACGAAGCGGACAGAGGAGCAAAUAUCGUCCUCUUCGUUUAGCACGAAGCAGAGGUUGGAGCUAAGGAGACGACCGAGCCUGGAGAACUGAAGCUGCGAGGAGCACGGAGUCGGAUUGACAACCGAUUUCAUCUAAAGCGGCGAAAUAGAGUAGAUCGACACGGUUUCAAGGGCAUUGAGUGAAGGUGAUUCAUUGAUGGAACUUGGGAAGCUGAGAGAAGCAAUACCAUUUUAUACAAAAGUAAUGGAUGGAAUGCCAUUCCGGAAUGAACUUCAUGGACGUGCUGCUUUGCAGUGGUCUAUUUGUCAAGAUUCACUCCAAAGACCAGACGAAGCUCGAACCAUGUAUGAAAAACUUCAGUCACAUCCUAGUGUUCAAGUGCGCAAAAAAGCACGGAAUUUUGUAUACAGCUUUGAGAUAUACAUGGACCCCCGGCUCUCUACGGACGACGACGAGGAACAAGAGGGGCCUAUUGCUUCUUCCUCCCUUGCCCAACUCUCACUAUCAUCCUCGAGGGAUGCUCUUAAACCUACAUUGUUGAAAGAAAAAUUUGAAGUUAGGGUCCAGAGCAUCGGUGCAUCGGUGCAGGGGGAUCCGGAAGUGUCUACAUGUGCCCAGCUAGAAAUACCGGUGAACAAUACGCUGUGAUAGUCAUACAUCACAAGGAGUUCAGUUCCCAUGUUGACUUCACGGCGAGGAGAGAGCUUGAAAUAAUGACCUGAGGCGACAACAUCGUCAAGUUCAUCGAAUGCAUUAGGGACUCGGCGUCUUGGUAUUUCGUUAUGCAGUUCCUCACGGGCGGAAACGUCACACAACACCUCACAGCGAAGAAAAGGUGCUCUGAAGCCAAGGCCGCCAACAUUAUCAGAGACGUGGGCAUUCAGGUAAUUAACUAACUACUCCGUA